Molecule: messenger RNA, 10173 nt
Organism: Oncorhynchus gorbuscha (pink salmon)
Lineage: Eukaryota; Metazoa; Chordata; Actinopteri; Salmoniformes; Salmonidae
Product: voltage-dependent N-type calcium channel subunit alpha-1B-like
Exons: 44
Coding region: 11-6790 (2259 amino acids)
Biological process (GO): chemical synaptic transmission; calcium ion import across plasma membrane
Cellular component (GO): neuronal cell body; membrane; voltage-gated calcium channel complex
Molecular function (GO): high voltage-gated calcium channel activity
Source: RefSeq, a predicted model, not a curated record
AAAGUCCAUCAUGAAAGCCAUGGUGCCUCUGCUGCAGAUUGGCAUGCUGCUCUUCUUCGCUAUACUCAUGUUCGCCAUCAUCGGCCUGGACUUUUACAUGGGCAAGUUCCACCGGACCUGCUUCAGGACUGAUACAGGUGAGCAGGCAGCAGAGUUCCCCUGUGGUUUGGAGGCUCCAGCGAGGACCUGUGAAAAUGGAACUGUGUGUCAGGAAUACUGGAUUGGCCCCAACUACGGCAUUACCAACUUUGACAACAUCCUCUUUGCUAUUCUGACCGUCUUCCAGUGCAUCACCAUGGAGGGAUGGGUGGACAUCCUCUAUAACGCCAACGAUGCCUCAGGGAACACCUGGAACUGGAUCUAUUUCAUCCCCCUCAUCAUCAUCGGAUCCUUCUUCAUGCUCAACCUGGUCCUGGGAGUCCUGUCUGGGGAGUUUGCCAAGGAGCGUGAGCGUGUGGAGAAGAGGCAGGAGUUUCUGAAGCUUCGCAGGCAGCAGCAGAUCGAGAGGGAGCUGACUGGAUACCUGGAAUGGAUAUGCAAGGCAGAGGAGGUGAUGCUGGCAGAGGAAGACAAGCAUGCUGAAGAGAUGUCUCCUCUGGAUGGAGCGUGGUACAAGAGGAAACACAACAACCCAGUGUUAAAAAGAGCCAAGAAGAGCAGUAAUGACCUGAUCAACGCUGAGGAGGGCGAAGACCACUUCCCUGACAUCUCAUCUGUUGGGUCUCCGUUCAUACGGGCUGCUCCCCCAGGGUCUGCGUUCACCCGGGCUACUCCCCCAGGUUCUCCAUUCACCCGGGCCAGCCUGAAGAGCAGCAAGAACGACAGUGCUUCCUACUUCCGGAGGAAAGAGAAGCGGCUCCGCUUCACCAUCAGACGCCUGGUCAAGGCCCAGAGCUUCUACUGGACAGUCCUGUGUCUGGUGGGCCUCAACACACUGUGUGUGGCCAUUGUUCAUUAUGACCAGCCUGAGUGGCUCACCUAUGCGCUGUAUUUGGCAGAGUUUGUAUUCCUGGGCUUGUUUCUGACUGAGAUGUCCAUGAAAAUGUAUGGACUAGGACCUAGGAACUACUUCCAUUCCUCUUUCAAUUGUUUUGAUUUUGGAGUGAUUAUAGGCAGUAUUUUUGAGGUGAUCUGGGCAGUUGUGAAACCUGGGGCUUCCUACGGCAUCAGCGUCCUGCGAGCUCUCCGUCUGCUCAGGAUUUUCAAAGUCACUAAGUACUGGAACUCUCUGAGGAACCUGGUGGUCUCUUUACUCAACUCCAUGAAGUCCAUUAUCAGCCUGCUCUUCCUCCUCUUCCUCUUCAUCGUGGUGUUCGCCCUACUGGGCAUGCAGCUCUUUGGGGGAAUGUUUCAUUUUGAAGAGGAGACACCAACAACAAACUUCGACACCUUUCCAGCAGCCAUUCUCACAGUUUUCCAGAUUCUGACAGGAGAGGACUGGAAUGCGGUGAUGUAUCAUGGGAUAGAGUCCCAGGGGGGCGUUCGCUGGGGAAUGUUCUCCUCUAUCUACUUCAUCGUUCUCACCCUGUUUGGAAACUACACUCUGCUCAAUGUCUUCUUGGCCAUCGCUGUUGACAACCUUGCAAACGCACAGGAGCUCACAAAGGACGAGGAGGAGCAGGAGGUGGCCAUCACUAAGAAGAUGGCCCUCCAGAAGGUCAAGGAGGUGAAGGAGGUCAGCCCCAUUUCGGCAGCUAACAUCUCCAUCACAGCCAGAAGCAGUAUGGAGCAGCAGAAGUCUCUGAAGAUGAUGUCAGUGUGGGAGCAGCGCACCACUCAGCUGAGGAGACACAACCUGCGGGCCAGCAGUGAGGCCCUGUACAGCGAGCUGGAUCCUGAGGAGAGGCUACGCAUGUCCUCCGCCCUGCACAUCCGCCCUGACAUGAAGACCCACCUGGACCGGCCCCUGGUCGUGGAGCCCCACGAUGGCCCCGGCCCCAUGGGCUACCUCAAGCCCUGGACCCCUGAGGAGACAGAUAACCCUGGGGACCCAGCCGGCCCCCAGCCACGUAGGCGCCACCGGGACAGGGAGAGACCCAUCGACAAGGCCAAUGAGAUUGGAGAUUCAGGCAAAGAGGGUAGGCACCAUGUCCAUCACAGUCGCAGCAAGGACCCCAACGGGACUCGGUGCAAGGAGGGGAAGAGUGAGCGGUCACACAGCCGAGAGGGUGGCAGGAGGCACCACCAGCAGACCUCAGUGGACGAGGGAGGUGGAGGGGGAACUGGGACGGGAGAGAGAGAGCACCGCCACCACCACUCCCACAGACAGGCCAGAGAGGGUAAUGGCACUGUCAACAGCGGACGCAAGGAUGAGCGCAGGUCACGCCACAAAGAUGGCCGCUCGGGAGAGAUAUGCUCCAGGGGAGAGAACAGGGCCAAUGGGGAGAGGAGGAGACAGAAGACCCACAGUUACAGGGGCAAGUCCACACUGGAGGGAGAGGAGCACAGUGAGAGGGAGAGGGGGAAGGGCCACAGGGACAGAUAUGUGGAAUCUGAGGGCGACUCCAUGGUCACUAGCACCCAGCAGGACCCUGGAGAUCAGAGGUGGAGCACAGAGAUACCUGAAGACUCAGACAAACAGAGGAAUGUCAGACGGACAGGACGGACGGCCAUCCACAUCCCCCCUGUCACCAUCAUCUCCCCGCCUGGGGAGACCUCCCUUAUCCCCAUGAACAGUAUAGACUGUGAGACCGUACCUAUGAACAAGGAGAAGAAGACCCUGGAGGCGUUGAGUCGGACCGGACCCAGACCCAUCCUCUCCUAUAGCUCCAUGUUUGUGUUUGGCCAGACCAACAUGGUGCGGCGUCUGUGUCAUUACAUUGUGAGCCUGCGGUACUUUGAGAUGUGUAUCCUGGUAGUGAUAUCUAUGAGUAGCAUUGCAUUGGCUGCUGAGGACCCUGUCCAGGCCAACGCACCACGCAACAAUGUGCUCAAGUAUCUGGACUACGUCUUUACGGGAGUUUUCACAUUUGAGAUGGUGAUUAAGAUGGUUGACCUGGGCCUUCUGCUCCAUCCUGGUUCUUACUUCAGAGAUCUCUGGAACAUUCUGGACUUCAUUGUGGUCAGUGGAGCACUGGUGGCAUUUGCAUUUUCAGGGUCCAAAGGGAAGGACAUCAGCACCAUCAAGUCCCUCAGAGUUCUGCGAGUCUUACGGCCCCUCAAGACCAUCAAGCGCCUGCCAAAGCUGAAGGCUGUGUUUGACUGUGUGGUCAACUCCCUGAAGAACGUGUUCAACAUUCUCAUUGUCUACAUGCUCUUCAUGUUCAUCUUCGCUGUCAUCGCUGUGCAACUGUUCAAGGGGAAGUUCUUCUACUGCACCGAUGAGUCCAAGGCACUGGAGAAGGACUGCAGAGGUCAUUUCCUGGACUACGAUAAGGAUGAGGUGGCCGCCCAGCCUCGGGUGUGGAAGAAGUAUGAGUUCCACUAUGACAACGUGCUGUGGGCCUUCCUCACUCUCUUCACUGUGUCCACCGGAGAGGGCUGGCCCGAUGUUCUGAAGCACUCUGUGGACGCUACCUUUGAGGACCAGGGUCCCAGUCCAGGCUACCGUAUAGAGAUCUCCAUCUUCUACGUGGUCUACUUCGUGGUCUUUCCCUUCUUCUUCGUCAACAUCUUUGUGGCCUUGAUCAUCAUUACCUUCCAGGAGCAAGGGGACAAGGCCAUGUCAGAGUGCAGCCUGGAGAAAAACGAGAGGGCCUGCAUUGACUUCGCCAUCAACGCCAAGCCACUGACGCGUUACAUGCCAGAGAACGUGGAGUCCUUCCAGUACCGGAUGUGGAAGUUUGUGGUGUCACCCCCGUUUGAGUACGCCAUUAUGAUCAUGAUCGCCCUGAACACUGUGGUGCUCAUGAUGAAGUUCCAUGGAGCUCCAGACUUCUACGAGGCCAUGUUGAAGCACUUCAACAUGGUCUUCACUGCCCUCUUCUCUCUGGAGUGUAUUCUGAAGAUCAUCGCCUUCGGACCACUGAACUACCUGAAGGAUGCCUGGAACGUGUUUGACUUUGUGACCGUGCUGGGAAGUAUAACUGACAUUGUGGUCACAGAAAUCAAUACAACGGACCGGCUUUUGAACCUGAGUUUUCUGAGGCUGUUCAGAGCAGCUCGUCUCAUCAAACUACUGAGGCAAGGCUACACCAUCCGUAUCCUGCUGUGGACCUUCGUCCAGUCCUUUAAGGCCCUGCCCUAUGUUUGCCUUCUGAUAGCAAUGCUGUUCUUCAUCUAUGCCAUCAUCGGUAUGCAGGUGUUCGGAAACAUUGAGCUCAACGAGGACACAUCCAUCACUCACCACAACAACUUCCGCACUUUUCUUCAGGCUCUCAUGCUACUGUUCAGGAGUGCCACAGGGGAGGCGUGGCAUGAGAUCAUGCUGUCGUGUUUGAGUCACAGAGCCUGUGAUGAGAGGUCAGGCAACCUAGGGAAGGAGUGUGGCAGCGACUUUGCCUACUUCUACUUUGUGUCCUUCAUCUUCCUCUGCUCUUUCCUGAUGCUUAAUCUGUUUGUGGCUGUGAUCAUGGAUAACUUUGAAUACCUGACACGAGACUCUUCUAUACUGGGGCCUCAUCAUCUGGAUGAGUUCAUCCGUGUUUGGGCUGAGUACGACCCUGCUGCCUGUGGCCAUAUCAAGUACCUCGAUAUGUAUCAGAUACUCCUCCACAUGUCCCCACCCUUAGGUUUGGGAAAGAAAUGUCCGCCAAGAGUCGCCUACAAGCGGCUAGUCAAGAUGAACAUGCCCAUCGCUGAUGACAACACAGUCCACUUCACCUCUACACUCAUGGCCCUGAUCCGGACGGCUCUGGAGAUCAAACUGGCCUCAGGGAUGGUUGCCCAGCGUCUCUCUGAUGCUGAGCUGAAGAAAGAGCUCUCCCAGGUUUGGCCAAGCCUCUCACAGAAAAUGAUGGAUCUGUUGGUGACACCACACAAACCCAAUGAGCUUACUGUUGGGAAGGUGUAUGCAGCCCUGAUGAUCUUUGACUACUACAAGCAGAACCGAGCCAAGAGGCUCAAGGAACAGCAACAGCAGCAGCAGAAUGCUACUGGCUCCCAGGGGAAGGUGGGGGCUCUGUUUAAACCAAUACUGCCCCUGACUCACAAGCAGGAGAAAGUGAAGGAGAAGGCCAUGACCAACGUGGAGCCUCCCUGUGAGCUACUGCCUCAGGCCCAGUCUCAGGCCCCACCUAGACCCAGCUCCACCCUGCUCAACAACGUGGAGCCUCCCUGUGAGCUACUGCCUCAGCCCCAGUCUCAGGCCCCACCUAGACCCAGCUCCACCCUGCUCAACAACGUGGAGCCUCCCUGUGAGCUACUGCCUCAGCCCCAGUCUCAGGCCCUACCUAGACCCAGAUCCACCCUGCUCAACAACGUGGAGCCUCCCUGUGAGCUACUGCCUCAGCCCCAGUCUCAGGCCCUACCUAGACCCAGAUCCACCCUGCUCAACAACGUGGAGCCUCCCUGUGAGCUACUGCCUCAGCCCCAGUCUCAGGCCCUACCUAGACCCAGCUCCACCCUGCUCAACAACGGAGGCACACUGCCAGGCCAUGACGGCACCAUGAAACGAUCAUCCUCCUGGGUGUCAGAGAAGUCUAGAGAGGUCCACAGACCCAGGAAUAAGAGACCUGUCCUAAGGGGCCAGUCUGAGGAUGUCCCAAACCUAACCAUCCCCCAGGAGUCAGUGGAGAUGAGGAAGAUGGACACCAGUUGCAGCACAGUGCCUGGUCCUGGGUCUGGACUGGAGAGCCUGGAAAGAGCUGUGUCCAUGCCUCGCCUCAAUGCAGAGCUGCAGAGGAGCAAGUCACGCCACUCCCCGGGGACCCUGCUGGCACCUGUUCCUGACUGCAGCCCAGUGAAACGCUCUGCGUCCACCCACGCCCCCCAGCGCCCCCAGGAGGUGAACCUGCAUGAAUACACCCUGGAGAGGCCCAGCACCCAAGAAAGGCCUCACCAUCACCACCACCACCACCGCUGCCACCACCACCGAGAGAGGGACAAGAAGCAGCGGUCACUGGACAGGACGCCAAGCACCAUUGGUGCACCAGGAGACCCGGCUGCAGAGCCCUCAUCUAGAGACAGGGUGCAGGACCGCGGCCGCUCCCAUGAGAGGAAGAACCACUCGACGGCAGGGGAGAAGCAGCGCUACUACUCUUGUGAUCGCUACAGCAGCAGGGAACACUGCCACACCACCAAGUCUGCCACCACCAGCUGUGCCACUUCCCCAAGCGAGGGUAGUGGUUCGGUUAAAGGCAGCACAGUGAUGUUGACCUCAGGGGCUAUCACACCUAGCCGUGGACGCAGGCAACUCCCACAGACCCCCCUGACCCCCGGCCCCGGGGUGACGUUCAAGACUGCAAACUCCUCCCCUGUGCACUUUGUGUCUGCCCAGUGUAGCAGAGGCCUGCCCACCCUGAGUCCUGGCCGGCUGAGCCGUGGGCUGUCUGAGCACAAUGCCCUGCUGCAUAGUGGCACCUCUCACAUCCCCUCCCCCAUCACCCGCAUCAGCUCUGAGCCCUUCCUGGGCUAUAGUCACAGUGACCCCCAGGGCCAGGGUAGCCCGUACUGCAACCUUCGGGACGAGCUGAUGAGCCCUUAUGCUGCCAGAGCACGCUCCCCUCGGACAGCACGUCCUCAAAUGAGGCCGGGGGCCCUCCACCUGCCUCCACCACCCCAGAAGAGAUGUGUGGUGCCCAACGAAUGCCACUUUACCUUUGGUGGUAAUGGCAACGCCAGCCUGGGCUCUGACUCUGGUGCCAGGCCACACAGGUACUAUCACGAGGCAGAGGAGGAUGAAUGGUGCUAGCAUGGCUUUGAACAGAUGUUUUUAAUGCAUUUUGAGGAAUCGUGAUGAGUUUUAUCAUCUUUUUUGAAGGCUUUAGUUUACACGGUUGCUGUAUGAUAAGCUAAUUAUGGGAAAUAAAUCAUGGAGGGGUGGAAUUCAUUUGAAUGUGAACAAAACAGCAGCAUUUUUAGGACCUGGAUGAAUAUGAAAGUGGAUGUGGAUUUGGUGAAUUGUUGGUAAUUCAGUUGGAUCUGACCAACUGUAAGGUGUCUAAUGCACUGAAGACAAUGGCAUUUUUCAUUGAGGGCACUUUUGCUUUGCUUCUUUAUCAAAUGUAAUUAUUUUUCAGUCUUGAUAUUGACCCAGAUAGUAGCAUAAGAAACCCUCCUACAGGUACACAGAGUAGAGAUGGGUGAGCAGCAGCCCUCUUUGCUGUCUCUGCGAUGAGCAGAGUGAUCGGCUCAAUGGAAAGUCCCAUGACAAUACCUAGACACUGUUAAGCAAGUGUAAUAACACAUGAUUAGGAAAUACUUAUUGAAACUUCCCUCAAACACACUGGAAAAUAUCCUAAACAGCUAUUGCUUUGCUUUGGGACUCUUACUAUUCGGUAAUAUAAAGAGAUUUACAGUAGCCCAAUCCAUUAUAUAACAUUCCCUUCCUGUCAGAAGAUACAGCCUGAUAGAGCAGAGGGAUCGAUGCUGUCAUUCCAGACAAUGAUUUUUGAUUUGCUGCUGUUGAACCAUCAAACUUCACUACCACUACUAGAGAGAAAUUAGGAAUGGAAAUGAAAUGUUAUUUGUUUUAUAUAAAACUAUUGUAGAUGUUAUCUUUUCACUGUCUGCAUUUUCUGUAUGAUGUAAAAAACACUUAGUUUAUGUAAAUUGCUUACAGUUUGUCAUAAUUUCAGGUCUAAUGUUUCUUACAUACUCUCUGCUUCCAAUGUUUAAUACAAAGUGCCUAUCCUUUUUAGAUAUACUGUAGUAAAGAUGCAAAGUCAACCGUUUUUGGAAAGCAUCAACACUUAAGCAGUUUGUUCAAUAGGCUAGUUCUGCAGGAGAACAAGAUGUACAGCCAGCCUUAUCUGAGAAACGCUAACUUUUAUUUGAGAAAAAAAAUAACAUUUGAAUGGAAAUGACUAACUACCUUAUGAUUGCUGAUAUUUUUCUUGUUUAAUUGUCUUUUUGGUAAAUAUAUUUAAUCAAUGUGAGGGGUACAAUGAAAGCUAGUGCAAAAGCAUAUAUCAUGAACACGUAACAAACAUGCAUUAAUUACAUUAGUAGCAUAUCAGUCCAGUUGGAAAGACAUUAUCAGAGUAACACAACUGCAUGUUUAAAUCAUAAACCUGGUUGACCACAGUCAUGAAGAUGUAGUGGUGUGUAUUUAUUUUCCUUGUGAGGAUACUCAACUGCGAUAGCAUUGCAACCUCUGUAUUGCCUUCUGUUUCAAUGUUAGAACUGCAGACUCAGUAAAGAACAGAAGGAAUCUGAUGAGAAACAGUGUGCACUUUCUGGAUGGAUGUUCUUGAGAAGCAACGAUGAAUACAGAUCCCUGAUGAGAGAGUGUGCUGAGUUGGGGCCCUAGCACCCUCUGUGUCUCUCAAUUGGCUCAGACCCCUCUGUCGUAAAGGUUUAAGUCUCCCCAUUGGCUCGGAGCCACGUGACUAAGAUCUGCCCCCCCGAUCUAAGCUUCCAUUUUUUUAAGAAGAGGAUUUCCCAGCUGUCAGAUUAUAAUAUAAAUCUGGUUCACACCUUCUAUCUUUCUAUCUACCCAUCCCAUGAUAACCGCUGAUGUUGAUGAUUCACAUAUUCUGUAGCUCAGUUGGUAGAGCAUGGCGCUUGUAACGCCAGGGUAGUGGGUUCGAUCCCCGGGACCACCCAUACGUAGAAUGUAUGCACACAUGACUGUAAGUCGCUUUGGAUAAAAGCGUCUGCUAAAUGGCAUAUAUUAUUAUUAUUAUAUUAAAAUGCUUCAGAUAUUAUACAUGGAUAGUAAUAUAAUAUCGUGGAAAAUGUUGCCCUGGGAUGGAUGAUCUAAUUCUUGGAUAGCUAAAAGUUUCUGCUCUUUUCUAUUCUACAGUACAUUGGGGGUGGAAUGUAACCAGGUAUGCUGUAUAAAGUAUGCUCUACUCCAGUGAAGGUGUUGCUCAAUUAUUGAUAGUAGCGGAGAUACUGUAGGUUGGACCAGGUGUCGCCAUGACCACACACUCGUCUGGGUUCUGUACUGCAUAUUUCCCAGAAGCAGGGUUUUGAUGACAGUGAAAGUAGGGCUAUGCAACAAGACACUAAGGUCAUAUACUUCAUCCAUUCUGUAGCUUUACCUGCUGAGAUCUCCACAUUCAUUCUUCAGCAUGAUUGUGACCAAAUGUUUUAUAUAAAACGUUGUUUUUUUUAAAUGAUAAAAAUGUAUUUAAAAAUGCAUUAGGCACAACGAGUAAAGCGGAAAUUCAUAAAGUAUUUAGAAAUACAGCAACUUCUAUAUAUUUGCAUGCAUACAAUUUGCCCAUUUUGAUGAUGUCAAGAGGUAAACCUGUGUCUUAAACAGUAAGUGAACAAUGUUAUGGUUAUUUCUAUCUGUUCCGUGUGAGGUCACCUGAGAGGGGUGAUCGCUUCAGUGGAGGGUGUUCAGAAAUAUUGAAUACACUGUAAUGGUUUUAUUUUGUAUAAGACAGGAACAAAUUCUCCACAUUAUUGUCCAGAUACAUUAAUUGAUUACCCCUUGACAUGUUGCCAUAGUGGGUCAAAAACAUACAUAUACAAUCAGUCUCUUCCUUCAUCUCUGUGGCCUCUUGUAUUAUUUAUUUCGUAAGAAACAUAUCCACACCCUAGUCUCUAACAUUUACAUUUAAGUCAUUUAGCAGACACGUUGGUUGCCAAACAUUGAACUGUUCCUAUUUCUCGUUCUGCAUACCAACUGCAGUGUACAUGUGGCUUCUGGAGAAAAUAAUGUUUGCAUGUUCUGACAAUGUAUGUGCAUGUCCUUCUGUAGCUCAGUUGGUAGAGCAUGGCGCUUGUAACGCCAGGGUAGUGGGUUUGAUCCCCGGGACCACCCAUACGUAGAAUGUAUGCACACAUGACUGUAAGUCGCUUUGGAUAAAAGCGUCUGCUAAAUGGCAUAUAUUAUUAUAUUAUUAUUAUUAAAUCUUGGUACUUUUUGAUGCCAUCUGUUCAUUUCUUGUUAAUUUUUAUUGAUCUUUGAUAUAAACUGUGGGGUUUGUUGGAGAAAAAAAAACUUUAUAUAAAAACAGUAUUGAACAAUGUUGAUAGUUCCAGCCAUGCAACAGAGCUGGAACAUUAUUUGGGUCUUGAAAGUGAGAUGUUUGUUGCCUGAUUAUGUUUAUUGGCCAGACUUAGAAUUUCUACAUUUACAUUUUGUAUGCAACCAAGUUCCUUGAAUUAAAAAAAUAA